Phyllostomus discolor (pale spear-nosed bat) is the source of this 1231-nucleotide messenger RNA. RefSeq names its product cullin-4A-like. The record is from RefSeq and is a predicted model, not a curated record. The coding region runs from base 4 to 669 and encodes 221 amino acids. Gene Ontology annotation, biological process: DNA damage response; ubiquitin-dependent protein catabolic process; protein ubiquitination. The transcript has a single exon. Gene Ontology annotation, cellular component: Cul4A-RING E3 ubiquitin ligase complex. Gene Ontology annotation, molecular function: ubiquitin protein ligase binding. NCBI's taxonomy places the organism in Eukaryota, Metazoa, Chordata, Mammalia, Chiroptera, Phyllostomidae.
CCUAUGGAAGCACAUUUAACUCCAGAAAUGAUUAAACUUCAGGAAGUAUUUAAAACAUUCUAUCUCGGAAAGCACAGUGGUCGAAAACUUCAGUGGCAAACUACAUUGGGACAUGCUGUUUUAAAAGCAGAGUUUAAAGAAGGAAAGAAGGAGUUCCAGGUGUCCCUCUUCCAGACUCUGGUGCUUCUCAUGUUCAACGAAGGGGAUGAAUUCAGCUUUGAAGAAAUAAAAAUGGCCACUGGGAUAGAGGACAGUGAAUUGCGAAGAACAUUACAGUCCUUGGCCUGUGGCAAAGCACAAGUUUUGAUUAAAAGUCCCAAAGGAAAGGAGGUAGAAGAUGGAGAUAAAUUCAUUUUUAAUGGAGAAUUCAAGCACAAGUUGUUUCGAAUAAAGAUCAAUCAAAUUCAGAUGAAGGAAACUGUUGAAGAACAAGUCAGCACCACUGAGAGAGUGUUUCAGGACAGACAGUAUCAAAUUGAUGCUGCGAUCGUCAGAAUAAUGAAGAUGAGAAAGACUCUUGGUCACAAUCUUCUAGUUUCUGAAUUGUAUAAUCAGCUGAAAUUUCCAGUGAAGCCUGGAGAUUUGAAAAAGAGAAUCGAAUCUCUUAUAGACAGAGACUAUAUGGAGAGAGACAAAGACAAUCCAAAUCAAUACCACUAUGUGGCCUGAUGUGUCGACCAGCUGUUUUCUUUCAGUGAGACACUGGAAUGUAUCUUCAGAGCACUGAAACACUUCUGUGCUGUUUUCAGGGCUUCUGGGAUUAAGCCAGCACGGAUACUUUAGAUUGGAAGGAAAGGAGAUGGUUCUUGGAUAACCUUUCACAAGGCUUAAGAAUUUGCAAAUGGCAUAUGUAUCUUUUCACCCUCCAGUUCUCCCUCUUGUUCUUUUAAGUGUUUAAAUUGUUUCCAUUGCUCUGUGCAGAAUGACAUUGGAAUUGGACAAGAUUUUAGUUAAAUGAGGUUCCUUUGCAAGAUGUUCUUGUAGCAAAAAAAGAAACCCCGAAAGUUUGGUUUGUUUUCGUGUGUGAUCAUGAAUGCACAAUUAAAAAGACCCUCUAUGCUGCAUUCUUUAGCUACAGAGAUUACUUAGGUGUUCCUAAAGAUAAGCUAUUUUAGUUGAUACACAUAGAUUAAAAACAAGAACCUUUAAUUGGUGAACAUUAGGAAGAAAGUCAGUGUUAAAAACUGGCUUAUUGAUUAUGCAAGCUAAAUACUGGGAUCUGUUAGUUUCA